Molecule: messenger RNA, 2878 nt
Organism: Cuscuta campestris
Lineage: Eukaryota; Viridiplantae; Streptophyta; Magnoliopsida; Solanales; Convolvulaceae
Source: the annotation of a GenBank genome assembly
CGAUCAUGGGUUCUUCUUCUAGAAAUCUUUAUGCAGGAAUUGGAGAAGGUUAAUCAACCUCUAGGCCACCGCUUUUUGAUGGCACCAACUACACAUAUUGGAAAGAGCGGAUGAGAAUUUAUAUCUGCUCAACCAACUUCCAGUUGUGGUUGGUCAUCAAAAACGGCGAAGAAACGCCAAUGAAGAAGGUCGAUGAAAAACUCGUCCCAAAGACCGAAGACGAAUUUGAUGCCGAAGACAUCAAAAAGGUGGAGAACUACGCCAAGGCAAUCAACAUGCUGUACUGUGCGGUCAAUCCUGAUGAUUAUCGCAAGAUCUCUUGCUACACCACUGCAAAAGAAAUGUGGGACAAGCUGGAAGUCACAUAUGAAGGUACGGACCAGGUUCGGGAAGCCAAAAUUGACUUCCUAACGCAGGAGUACGAGAUGUUCAGGAUGAAGGAAGGCGAAAAAAUCAAUGACAUGUUCAAUCAGUUCUCAAAGAUCAUCAACGACCUUCACGCUCUCAAGAAGACGUACGCCAACAAGGACCUUGUGAGGAAAAUCCUGCGGAGUCUCACACCCGAAUGGAGAUCAAAGGCUGACGCAAUCUACGAAUCCAUCGGAGUCUCCAAUGUCACCAUCGACGGGCUAAGAGGUAACCUCAAAACUUAUGAAUCUACUAUUCUAACUCCAUCUUUGGAUGAACAAAAGAAGAAGGGAAUAGCACUGAAAGAAACCAAGGAGACCGUGGAAGAAGACUCAAGCGAUGAUGACAAUGAGUUCGGACUCGUUAUCAAGAAAUUCCACAAAUUUAUGAAGAAGGAAUUUGAGCUCAAAGGAACAAAGCACGACGGUCCCCCGAAGUGCUAUGGCUGUGGUGAGAGAGGCCACAUCAAGCCGAGGUGUCCUAAAGGCAAAAGCGGCAAGGACAAACCUGGCUUAAAAAAGCAACACGCCUACAUCUCAUGGGGUGGCGACUCCGGGGAUGAGUCAAGGGAUCAAGAAGAGGAAGAAGCCGCCAACCUCUGUCUCAUGGCACACGAAGACCACGUCAACGAUGUACAAGAGGGACGGUUCCAAGUGAAGAAUUCUGGAAAUCAGGGGGAACCAGCGAUGGGUGCGCUAUACCAUCGCUGGGAGGGAAGUCUUCAUUUUUCCAGGACCCCUCUUCCCAUCGAUGGUAACAUCAUAAUUUCAUUCCUUGAUCCAAAUCUCAAUAUUUCAUCUCCUUUUUUCUUCAAAAACGCCACAACUAUGGCCGGAGGAAGAUCAAAGUCAAAGGCAUCGAAGAAGAAAGGCCCUAGUAAGGCCACAACCUCUGCACCUCAACCCUUUCCGUACCUGGAUGGAUCCUUCCUCGAAUUUGGCUCGGAGGAAGAACUCACGCGCUUCCUCAAUCACUUUGCCAAACGCCCGAUUUCUCCGCCCAGGGUGCUGCCCGAGCUAUACCCUCAACAAAAGGGGUACCACGACCUCGACAAUCAGCUUCAAGCGUUAGGUCUGUGGUCGUUCAUCUCUAGGAGUCGUCAGUCCUACAAUCCCGCCUUUGUCUGGGCCUUCUACUCCAAUCUCCGCCGUGACGGGGACACCAUCCGCAGCAGCAUCAAUCUCUUCGAUGUAGAGAUUGAUUUGCCUACCUUUGCACGGAUUGCAGGGCUGCCCAUCUGCGGUGACGACAUUGCGACGUACGGUGGCGACGAUUGGAUCCUCAACAAUGAGGCGGUCGUCAUUCGUGAGCUUGGGAUCACCAACUUGAUCCGCCACAGCGGCGCGCCGACGAUUCACUCAGCCCCACCAGACAAGCGCCUCCUCCUCUACAUCAUCACCCGGAUUCUUCACCCCCGGGACAGCAGCCAUACCUCGCUCUUCAACGAGGAUUUGAAGGCGAUUCAUGCAAUCAUCCACGGCGCCUCCAUCAAUUGGGCAAAAUUUGUCAUGAUACACAUGGCGGAUUGCGCCUCACUCGCCACCGAGCGGAGCUUGCCGUACGCCUUCCUCAUCAUGGGCAUCAUCAUCUCCGCCGAUAUCCACAUCGCCGGGCCAGACACGAAGAUGACGAAGCUUUGGAUGAUCGUCGACAACACCUUCCGGAAGAAGUCUGGAGACCGGGACGGCGCAGGCCCAAGUCGUGCACCAGCCCCCGCUCCCGCCAAGGCCUCUUUGCAAUCCAUAGCCGAUACUCUGAAUCGGCUAACCCUCACAGUGGAUGGCAUGGGGCAGUCAAUCGAGCGGAUGGACUGGACGCUGCAACGCCAACACCACGACAUGACGAUGUUCUUCCGCAGCAUCAACUACGUCCCGCCGCCCUUUGACAGCACCUUCCUCGGCCAAAACUAUGAAGGCGAGGACGAGGAGGAUAACUCCUAUGCUCCAUCCUCCUCCCCCGACGAGGCCGACUUUGAGUACGCGGUCGACGGGGAUCCCAUGGACGUUGAGGACGACGAAGAAGACGAUGACGCCGAAAACGAGGACGCCGAUGCUUAGACUCUUCCUUCUCUCCUUUCCCUACUUUAAUUGCAUUUCUUUUAUCUAUUUCAAUUCUGUUGUAUUCCGCAUUUUCUCCUUUUUUAAUUAAUAAAAGUUUACUUUUAAACUCUAAAGUUCACUUUUAAUUCUUUUUGUUAAUGUCAAAAGGGGGAAGAUAUUAAGGCCGUGGUUAAGGAAAAAACCAUAGGUUUUUGGCUAACCACCCACCCAGCGAUGGGAAGAACAUCCCAUCGAUGGGUAAGCGGCCCCUUAGCCAAACCAACUUCCAGAACCAUGCCAAACAGCGAUGGGAGGUUCUACCCAUCGCUGUUAAAGCCUUGGUCCAACAUUAUCACAAGGCAGAAUGCCCUUACCCAGCGAUGGGAAGCUUUACCCAUCGAUGGGAACCCAGCGAUGGGAAGGCUUAACCA